Messenger RNA from Camellia sinensis, 970 nucleotides. The record is from RefSeq and is a predicted model, not a curated record. Lineage: Eukaryota; Viridiplantae; Streptophyta; Magnoliopsida; Ericales; Theaceae.
GCAUUGAUGUUUUACAGUAGGGCAUUGAUGUUUUACAACUAACAAACAGUUUGGUCCAUUCUAUGGCUUAAAAUUCUUGAUAAUGAAUUUGAAGACAAAACCAUGUGUUCCUUCAGCUGCGGAUGUCUAUCAGUAAACCCCAAUAUUCUAAUGCCCCUUCACCACUCAUUCCACAUUUCAGAGGAUAACCCACAUCACCUUCCAUCUAUAUGUACACAUAUAAGAAGUUACUCUACACCACAGCCAACACAAUUCUUGAACCUUGACAUUCUUCAUUGCCAAGCUUCCACUUCUACUAAGUCCUCUCUAUUUGUUUUGUUGUUCAUUGAGAAAAAUGGCUAUUCGUAUGCCUCGUAUUAUUCAUGCUAAACAUAUCCUCCGACAGUCUUCAUCAUCGAAGGCAAACCAAGAAGCUUCAUCAGCAGCUGUAGAUGUCCCAAAAGGCUAUGUAGCAGUUUAUGUUGGAGAGAGCGAAAAUAAGCAAUUUGUGAUUCCGAUAUCAUACUUGAACCAGCCUUCAUUCCAAGGCUUGUUAAGCCAAGCUGAGGAAGAAUUUGGAUUUGAUCAUCCAAUGGGCGCUUUCACCAUUCCCUGCAAAGAAGUCAUCUUCAUCAAUCUCACUUCUCAAUUGGGUGGAUCGUCAUGAUUCAUUAUAGAGGAAAUGCCAGGAUAUGUCAGCAAAACACAAUUUUGUAAAGAAGUAAUUACCAUUUCUAUGUACAAAAUUUUUUCUUUUCUUUUUCUUCUUCACACAAACAAUUCAUCCAUUGAGGACGUAGAGAAAAAUGUCAUCAGAACAUUAAUGUAGUUCUCUCACAUUAAAUGGAAAAUUUUCAUUGCAUUGAAAUUUCUAUUUGUAUAGCAAUAAUUAGCAUUUCUAUCAUUUUUUUUUUCUUUUCCUUUCAGCCACCGAGGAGAGAUAGAAAAUAUGAUCAGAAUAUUAUAAUUAGACAGUUAUGGAAUUCUCUCA